Molecule: messenger RNA, 561 nt
Organism: Brettanomyces nanus
Lineage: Eukaryota; Fungi; Ascomycota; Pichiomycetes; Pichiales; Pichiaceae
Exons: 1
Coding region: 1-561 (186 amino acids)
Biological process (GO): protein folding
Cellular component (GO): cytoplasm; microtubule cytoskeleton
Molecular function (GO): GTP binding; GTPase activity
Source: RefSeq, a predicted model, not a curated record
AUGGGAUUAUUAUCGAUCAUCAGAAAGCAGAAGCUUAAAGAAAAGGAGGUCAGGGUGUUGAUGUUGGGAUUGGACAACUCCGGUAAGACCACUAUUGUCAAAUCUUUGCUUCACAAAGAUAUCAAGGAGAUCUCCCCCACGAUGGGCUUCAAUAUAGACACAAUCAGUUACAAAGGUUUCAACAUGAAUAUAUGGGAUAUCGGUGGGCAGAGUUCGUUGAGGACAUUCUGGUUCAACUAUUUUGAAAAGACAGAUUUCCUCGUAUGGGUAAUCGACUCCUCGAGUCUUCAGAGGUUGUCUGAGAACUUCAAAGAGUUUGACAAAGUAUUAAAAGAGGAUCGAUUGGCUGGUUGCGGAUUACUUAUAUUGAUCAACAAGAUUGACGUCUAUCAGGGUGACACGGAAAAGUUGAAAGAAGCUGUUAUAAAUACGCUACAACUACAGAAACUGGAGAAUCAUUGCUGGAAUUUACUAUGCUGUAGUGCAUAUUCCGGGAAGAACUUGACUAAAGGAAUGGAUUGGAUAGUAGAUGAGUAUGAAAGGAAGUACUAUAUUAUUUGA